Molecule: messenger RNA, 1999 nt
Organism: Microdochium trichocladiopsis
Lineage: Eukaryota; Fungi; Ascomycota; Sordariomycetes; Xylariales; Microdochiaceae
Product: Sas10 C-terminal domain-containing protein
Exons: 1
Coding region: 483-1931 (482 amino acids)
Biological process (GO): maturation of SSU-rRNA from tricistronic rRNA transcript (SSU-rRNA, 5.8S rRNA, LSU-rRNA)
Cellular component (GO): small-subunit processome; nucleolus
Source: RefSeq, a predicted model, not a curated record
GCGGCGGCGGCCCACGCGAGUACGACCCGAAAGAUGCCCGCCUAGGGCCGAUCACGUCCUACAAGGACAUCGCCGACGACCAGGAGCGGUACUUCCUCGACAGGGAGGAGGACCAGGACCAGAUCCUGUUCGACGACGCCCCGCAGAGCAAGAAGCAGAAGCGCCAGCAGGAGGAGGAGGACUUUCUGGAGCAAUCCGACGACGAGGUGCUUGCGUACGACGACAACUCGGAUGACGAGGAAGAAGAGGAUGACGACUAUGCCUCGAGGGGGAAGCGGAAGUCGGCCGCCGCCGCCGCUGCGUCAGGCAAGAACAAGAAGGCCGGCCGCAAUGACGAACAGGAGGAGGAGGAAGAAGGCGACGCAGGCUGGUGGGGGUCCUCGCGCAAGGAAUACUACAACAACGACGCGAUAGAGACCGAGGCGGACGCGCUAGAGGAGGAGCAGGAGGCGCGGCGGCUGCAGAAGAAGAAGCUCGCCAAGAUGUCCGAGGAGGACUUCUUCAACGAGGACGAGUGGCUGGCGGCGGGCGGCGCCGGCGAGGACGCGGAUGAGAAGGACGACGACGCCGCCGUCGUCACCGAGGUGCUCAAGGAUGUCGAGAUCCCGGCCGACAUGCCCGCCGACGAGCGGUACAGGCUGCUGCAGAACAUGUACCCGGAGCUCGACUACAUGGCCGACACGCUGCUCGAGCUGCAGCCGCUGCUAGUGACGCUGCAGAGGGAGGCCGAGGGCCAGGACUCGAGGUCCCUCGCCGUCGUCAAGUACCGGAUCCUGGGCUGCUAUGUCGCCAGCCUGGCCAUGUACUUUGCGACGCUGACCGCGCCGUCCCGCGAUGCCGAUGGCGAGGCCAAACCGCUCAGCCCCGCGGAGCUGCGCGACCACGAGGUCAUGGCGACGCUGCUCGAGUGCCGUGAGGCAUGGAAGAAGGUAGAGCCGCUGCAGUCCACAUCUCAAAAGGCGCCGCUGUCGCCACCUGAUGAGGAGGACAUGGUGUCCGACCUCGACAACGAUGACGGACAGCACGCCGCCGCAGCCGCAUUUGGAGACCUCGCCGCCCAGCCCAAGAAGAAGACCACCACGAAGCGGCAGGCCAAGGCAGACCGCAAGGCCAAGGCCCUCGAGGCGUCCCUGGCCGAGCUCGACAACCUCGUCGCGGCCACCCAGCAGAAGAAGAAGAAGCAGGCGAAGUCAUCUUCCUCUGCCACCGCCAUCGCGCAGGAUGACGACGAAAACGACAGCGAAAACAACGGCAACAAUUCGGACUUCGGCGAGGAGGAAGUCCUCGACGCCCGCGCCGCCGCCGAAAAGGCGGCCCGCAAGAAGUCCCUGCGCUUCUACACCUCGCAGAUUGUGCAAAAGGCCAACCGCCGCGCCGGCGCGGGCCGCGACGCCGGAGGCGACAUGGACCUCCCCUACCGGGAGCGCCUCAAGGACAGGCAGCUGCGGCUCAACGCCGAGGCCGAGAAGCGCGGCCUCAAGCUGGGCAAGGGCGCAGAGCUCGGGAGCGGCGCAUCCGACGACGAGGACGACGAGGCGGAGCAGAAGAAGGCGGCGGCCGCGAUCCGCGAGGACGAGGACGAGUACUACGACAUGGUUGCCGCGCGGACGUCGCGAAAGAAGGAGGACAAGGCGGCGCGCAAGGAGGCGCUGGCUGCGGCCUCGGUGACGGACCGCAUCGUCGAGACCGAGACGGUCGACGCCGAUGGCAAGCGCAAGAUCACCUACGCUAUCGAGAAGAACAAGGGUCUUGCGCCCAAGCGCAACAAGGACAACCGCAACCCGCGUGUCAAGAAGCGCAAGAUGUACGCCGACAAGCAGAAGAAGCUCAAGAGUAUGAAGGCCGUGUACAGCGGUGGCGAAGGCAAGGGUGGGUACGGCGGAGAGCUGACGGGUAUCAAGUCUGGCCUCAUCAAGAGUGUCAAGUUAUAGAGCUGUUAGUUUGGCGGCACUUGUGUACAUAUUCGCUGGGUACAUUCCAAUAUAUUGAUGCAGCCCAU